AUGCGUCAACUUGAAAUUGCUGAUGAAAAUCAAAAAAAUACAUCAAAAUCUCAAAAGCUAGAAUCAAUUGAAUUGUUUUCAUAUUCAAGUAAGUUACAUCCACAAUCACAUUAUACUAGCCGAUAUAUUCAUACUCUUUAUGGAUUGAAUGAUUUAUUGGAAGAAAUAAAAUCUGGAAAAUCUUCAGGUGAUCCAGUACGUGGACUUGGACAAACGAAUAUCGAGUUUGGAAUCAUUCCGUUCCAAUUUGCUGCUGGUAUUCUGGAUGGUCUGAUAUCAAUAUUUAAAGUAUUAUAUCUUGGAGCAACUUCAAGAAUUACGGUAUCACAUGCCGAAAUUUGCUGGUCAGGUUAG
Diversispora eburnea is the source of this 354-nucleotide messenger RNA. The record is from the annotation of a GenBank genome assembly. Lineage: Eukaryota; Fungi; Glomeromycota; Glomeromycetes; Diversisporales; Diversisporaceae.